This is a messenger RNA of Salvia splendens (bonfire salvia), 523 nucleotides long. RefSeq lists its product as uncharacterized. The record is from RefSeq and is a predicted model, not a curated record. Lineage: Eukaryota; Viridiplantae; Streptophyta; Magnoliopsida; Lamiales; Lamiaceae. The transcript has a single exon. The coding region runs from base 164 to 523 and encodes 119 amino acids.
UUCAAGAUUUCAUUACCAAAAAUAAAAUCCGAAUCUCUUUAACUAUUUCAUCCAAAGAUUCGAUUUUGAUCACCAUUCCCUUCUCAAUCACCACUCAUUUUGGUAAGAACAAAAAAUUCAAAUCCCUAUAAUUCCCUCACAAAUUCUCAAACCCCAUUCAACAAUGGAGCAGAAACCAGUGGUGGCGCGGUGCGAGUGCUGCGGGCUGACGGAGGAGUGCACGGAGGCGUACGUGGAGCGCGUGCGCGGCCGCUAUUCGGGGCGGUGGAUCUGCGGGCUUUGCGCGGAGGCCGUGAAGGAGGAGAUGGUGAGAAUCGGUAGCUGCGAAGAAGCCCUCGAUCGGCACAUGAAUUUCUGCCGGAAUUUCAGGAAUCUUUGCCCGCCGAAGAAGCCCACGGAGGACCUGAUCGCCGCCGUCAAGCAGCUGCUUAUGAGGAGCCUUGACUCGCCCCGGUCGAAGAAGCCCGGCCUGCUCCGCACCCAAAGCUGCGAGCCAGCCAUGCAGUCUGGCCGGCUUCUUUGA